AUGGAUUUCAAACAGCUGGACCGAUGGGCCGACCCGGUGCGGCGGAUGAGGGCGGUGCCGAGCCACUGUGUUAAGCCCGUGCCGAGUUCCCACUGCUGUUUUUUCCUUCGGCCAGGUUUGCGGAACGCCCCUCGCUGCUGGGACGCGAUCCAGCCCUUGCUCUGCGCCGUGUACAUGCCCAAGUGCGAGGACGGCCAGGUGGAGCUGCCCAGCCAGACCUUGUGCCAGGCCACGCGGGGCCCGUGCACCAUCGUGGAGCGGGAGCGGGGCUGGCCCGACUUCCUCAAGUGCACCACAGACCGCUUUCCCGAGGGCUGCCCGAACGAGGUGCAGAACCUCAAGUUCAACAGCUCGGGCCACUGCGAGGCCCCGCUGGUGCAGACGGACAACCCCAAGAGCUGGUACGAGGACGUGGAGGGCUGUGGCAUCCAGUGCCAGAACCCCCUUUUCACGGAGCACGAGCACCGCAACAUGCACCUGUACAUCGCUGCCUUCAGCUCCGUCACCAUCUUCUGCACCUUCUUCACCCUGGCCACGUUUGUUGCCGACUGGAAGAACUCGAACCGUUACCCGGCCGUCAUUCUCUUCUACGUCAACGCCUGCUUCUUCGUGGGCAGCAUCGGCUGGCUGGCGCAGUUCAUGGACGGGGCCCGCGGCGAGAUCGUGUGCCGAGCCGACGGCACCAUGCGGCUGGGAGAGCCGACCUCCAACGAGACGCUCUCCUGCGUGAUCAUCUUCGUCAUCGUCUACUACUCGCUGAUGUCGGGCGUGAUCUGGUUCGUCAUGCUGACCUACGCCUGGCACACCUCUUUCAAAGCGCUGGGCACCACCUACCAGCCGCUGCUGGGCAAGACCUCCUACUUCCACCUGGUCACCUGGUCCAUCCCCUUCGUCCUCACUGUCGCCAUCCUGGCCGUCGCCCAGGUGGACGGAGACUCCGUCAGCGGCAUCUGCUUUGUGGGCUACAAGAACUAUCGGUACCGCGCUGGCUUCGUCCUGGCUCCCAUCGGCCUGGUGCUGAUCGUGGGAGGCUAUUUCCUGAUCCGAGGUGUCAUGACUCUGUUCUCCAUCAAAAGCAACCACCCCGGCCUGCUGAGCGAGAAAGCUGCCAGCAAAAUCAACGAGACCAUGUUACGGCUGGGCAUCUUCGGCUUCCUGGCCUUCGGCUUCGUCCUCAUCACCUUCGCCUGCCACUUCUACGACUUCUUCAACCAGGCUGAGUGGGAGCGGAGCUUCCGGGAGUACGUCCUGUGCGAAGCGAACGUGACGAUCGCCAUCCAGACCAACAAGCCGAUCCCAAACUGCGAGAUCAAGAACCGGCCCAGCCUGCUGGUGGAGAAGAUCAACCUCUUUGCCAUGUUCGGCACCGGCAUUUCCAUGAGCACCUGGGUGUGGACCAAAGCCACCCUCCUCAUCUGGAAGCGCACGUGGUGCAGGCUGACCGGCCAGAGCGACGACGAGCCCAAGAGGAUCAAGAAAAGCAAGAUGAUCGCCAAGGCCUUCUCCAAGCGGAAGGAGCUGCUGCGCAACCCGGAGCAGGAGGUGUCCUUCAGCAUGCGCACCGUCUCGCACGACGGGCCUGUGGCUGGUUUGGCUUUCGACAUCAACGAGCCCUCAGCUGACGUAUCCUCGGCCUGGGCCCAGCACGUCACCAAGAUGGUGGCCAGGAGAGGGGCCAUCCUGCCGCAGGACAUCUCCGUCACGCCCGUGGCGACACCCGUGCCGCCGGACGAGAGGGCGAACCUGUGGGUGGUGGAUGCAGAGAUCUCGCCCGAGCUGGAGAAAAGAGCCAGCCGCAAGAAGAAGAGGAGGAAGAAGAAGGAAAUCUGCCCCCUGGAGCCCGCCAUCUGCGACGUGGGCUACUUCACCCCGCCGGCCCGCAGCGCCGUCCCUCGCCUGCCCAAGCUGCCAAGGCAGAAGUGCCUGGUCUCCAACCCCAGGGAGUCUCAGCUUGGGGAAGAGGUGCCGCCCCCUGGCUCCUACCCUGGCCUGAGGCUCAGCAUCUCCCAGCACGAAGGCCUCUUCCCCCGGGACAACCCCGGCAGGUCCAGGAAACACGACGCCUUCCAUCUGAUCAGCCACCCCUUCUGCCCCGAGACCGGGCCCCAGGAAGAUCUAGCCCUCGAGGGCAGCGUGAGGUGCUUCCUGGCACACCAGCAGCACAUGGGCUCGUUCCGGCCUCCCGCCGCGGGCCUGGAUCCCGGCCCCCUGCCCGGCGGGAGCAUCCCCUGCGGGCCGAGGACUCCUGGCAGAAGGGCGGGCUUCGCCCCCAUCCACUCCCAGACAAACCUCAUGAACGCCGAGCUGCUGGAUGCCGAUUCCGACUUUUAGGCCAGGAGGGACCCAGACCCUUUCCGUGCCUGGAGAAGCCCUGGAGAUCGCCUCAUCGGGACACAAGCAAUGGAGGAGCCUGCAGGGCUCCAGCAUACAGGCGUAGUGUUAAGGCUCACGCUCCACGUUCCGACCAGGGACGGUUUUCGCUCAGAGGCAGGUUCUUCUCUGCUGCAAACCUUGGCGCUUCCUUGGUAGCUUGUGGCUGCUUUUGAACUCGUUCCCCAUCCUGGGUUUCCUGGGCCCCUCCCUGCCGAUCUUCCCACCCGAGACAUUCGGCCCGUCCUGCCCGCGGGAGGGAGCCAGCCCUCGUCUCGGCUGGUUGAACGGCAGCUGGACGGGGUCCGCCAGGUAUUGUUAUUUAUUGUUCCGCGGGCGACGGAAACAAA
Molecule: messenger RNA, 2720 nt
Organism: Chrysemys picta bellii (western painted turtle)
Lineage: Eukaryota; Metazoa; Chordata; Testudines; Emydidae
Source: RefSeq, a predicted model, not a curated record